AUGUGGAGUCCCACGCACGUACAAGUUACAGUUCAGAGGACCAGGGGCUUAAACUUCAAGAAUAAAAACGCCAAAAAUGAUGUGUUUGUCACCAUUGGUUUGGGGAAAGAAAAAUAUCAAACAUCGCCAAAAGAAAAAGCUAUUGAUACCGAGUUGACAGAAUGGCACGAAGUUUGUGAAUUGCAAAUUCCUAAACAAGGAAAUACCGCAGAAUUAGUACUAAGUGUACUUCAUCGAAAUUUUUUGGGACUAGACCAAUUUUUGGGCCAGACCACAAUACCUUUGGCCGAUAUAGAUGUUUAUGAACGUCCUAAAAGCCAAUGGUAUCCUCUAAAAAGCAAAAAUGGACAAGAAAACAAAGAACGCGGUGAACUACAGGUCAAAAUAGCAUUCACAGUUAAAUCUGGAAGUCUAAGGGAUCUUAGCAAGAAAGAAAAACACAGAUUAUCUGUAGGGCAAUUAUCUCACACUGCUUCUAAUAUCAGUGGUAGUUUGAUGAGUAUUAGUAGUGUUGAUAAAAAAUCAUUUAAGAAGUUAGCCAAAACAAUAACGGGGAAAAUUAAAAGAGAGAAAAAAAUUCAAGAAAUAUCGUCCUCCAGUAUAAAUUUAAAUGUGGAAAAUCCAAACAAAAUAAAAUCUUUACAAGAAGGAUACGAUGCCGAUCCAGGUGUUAUCAGUGACGAUGAUGAUUUUGCACUCGAAGAUUUAUCGCACAAAGGGUCAGCUUGCUCUUUAGAGACAUCUGGUCAAUCUGAUCGCAAAGGUGUGAACAGUUCACCUAUUAGUGGGUUAACAUUACAUAUUCAUGGAUCAGUUGAAAGUGUUAGUAACUCAGAUACAAUGAACAAAUCUCCAGUUAUGAAUCGUUCACCAGUUUCUCAGACACAAGACGAAUGGCAAAGAAAACUGUACAAAAACAAGGAUAAUAAUAUGUUGAAACUUUCUGACACUCUUAAGUCAAAAUUGAAAGACACUGUAGACAUGCCAAUCAAUCACGAUAGAACUAAAGAUAAAAGUCCAACACCAUCUCUCAAAAAUAGUCCUAAAGUUCAAAAGAAACAUCCUAUUUCACCACUUGAUGACCGUUCUUUUAACAAUAAAGAAUCCAACCAUGAAAAUGACACAUUACCAAAAAGCAAGUCGGCUUUGUCCUCGUGGAAUAAAGCAUAUGAGCGCAUCAUCAUUGGCAAGGAAAAAGAUUCCAGUCACCAUCAAAAUUCACAUUCCAAACACUCAUCAGAGGUGCUUCAGAAGUUUGAUGGCAAAACUAGAGAUGACUUGAUCGAAAUGGUCAUUCAGCUGCAAAGUAGUUUGCGUGAUGAGAGCAAACAGAGAACCGAGUUAGAGGAGUACUUGGACAAGUUGCUGUUGCGUGUCAUGGAGACAUCACCGAAAAUCUUGCAAACGCCUUACAUUUGUUACAAGCGUAGAGUAUAG
Molecule: messenger RNA, 1437 nt
Organism: Macrosiphum euphorbiae (potato aphid)
Lineage: Eukaryota; Metazoa; Arthropoda; Insecta; Hemiptera; Aphididae
Source: the annotation of a GenBank genome assembly